CGUCAACUAUCAAUAACAACGGCUGACGCUGAAGUGCAAACGAGAGUGAUGGUCGCCAGUUCGUUUCCAGAUGACGCUGUGGCACAGCAGUCCAUGCCAGACCUUGUGGCCUUGGAGAAGAUUGAGGAGGAGGAGCGUAAGGAGCGCGAGGUCCGUGCCGCCAAGGAAGCCGUCAAGGCGGAGCCCGUGGAGGUGACGGGCGAGAAGAUUGCCAAACUCGACUCUCUUCUAGAAAAAGCCAGUCUCUACUCGAGCUUUCUUUUCUCCAACAUGGACAGUGCCGCUACUGUCAGCGACGUUGUGAAAGCUGAAGAGGAAGAAGAGGAGGAACAGCCCACAAAGGGCAAGCGUAAGCGCGGUAAGAAGACGUCGCAGGAGGUCAACAAGAAGACCAAAAAGGGUGUUGACAAGUUGCGCAAAGUACAAGGCGACGCGUCCUUAGACACGCGUCAGCAGCCUCAGAAGGUGGAAUUCGAGCAACCCAAGCUGCUUACGGGCGGUACGCUCCGCGACUACCAGCUAGAAGGCAUCCGAUGGCUCUGCAACUUGUUUGAGAACGGUCUGAACGGCAUUCUAGCAGACGAAAUGGGUCUGGGUAAAACGAUCCAAGUGAUUGGUCUUCUAGCUCAUCUAAAGGCGCUCGGCGUGCGUGGUCCGCACCUUAUUGUGGCCCCACUCUCGACGCUGAUGAACUGGGCGAAUGAGUUCCGCAAGUGGGCUCCUAGCAUGCCAGUUGUCAUUUACCACGGCACCAAGCAGGAGCGAAAGGAGAUGCGCAAGAAUGCUCUCAACCGCAAGAAGAAGAGCGACGUCAACUUUCCAGUCGUCAUUUCAUCGUACGAGGUGAUGAUCUCAGACGCUAGAGCGUUUUUCAGCUCCGGAUUCGUGUGGAAAUACAUGGUCAUCGAUGAAGGUCACCGACUGAAGAACAUGGACUGCAAACUCGUGCGUGAACUCAAGCGCGGACGGUCAGAGAACCGACUGCUGCUUACAGGAACCCCAUUACAGAACAACCUGACGGAGCUGUGGUCGCUGCUCAACUUUAUCCUCCCUGACGUAUUUGACGACCUUGAGCUCUUCGAGAGCUGGUUCUCGUUUACUCCGGACGCUGUUGCCACUGCUGCUGCUACGGGUGAGUCGGUGGCAGCGCAAGAUGUGCUACAGGGAGAGAAGAAAGUCGAGGUGAUCGGCAAGCUGCAUGAAAUCCUCCGCCCUUUCCUGCUUCGUCGCUUGAAAGUGGACGUGGUGGAGGAGAUGGUCUCGAAGACGGAAAUUUUUGUCUACUGCUCGAUGACUCCGAUGCAACGGGAGUACUACCAGAUGAUUCGCGAUGGCACACUUGCGAAGGCUAUGGAAGAAAAGUACGGCAAGUUUCAAGCGCAGAAGGCGUUCAAUACGACGACGUUGAGAAACAAGAUGAUGCAGCUGCGCAAAUGCUGUCUCCACCCGUAUCUUUUCGACGAGCCUUUGACAGCCGGUGGAGACGUUGUCACGGAUGAGAGGAUGAUAGAAACGUCGGGAAAGCUGAGUAUUCUGGAUCGGAUGCUCAGGCAGCUCAAGCGCAAGGGCCAUAAAGUGCUUAUUUUCAGCCAGAUGACACGGAUGAUGGACAUUCUGGAGGACUACUUUCGCAUGCGCGAGUACAGCUACUGCAGACUGGACGGCAGCACCAAACUGAUGGAUCGUGUUGACCAGAUGGAGAAGUUCAACAAGGUGUCGGCUGGAUCAGGGUCUGCUAACGACGACGACAACGUCUUCGUGUUCAUGCUGUCGACACGUGCUGGCGGUCUCGGUAUCAAUCUGAUCGCAGCUGACACCGUCAUUUUCUACGACUCGGACUGGAACCCUCAGCAGGACAACCAGGCCAUGGAUCGUUGCCACCGAAUCGGUCAGAAGAACGAGAUCAUCGUGUAUCGUCUUGUGACUGAGAACUCUUUCGAAGACCGCAUGACUCAGCGAGCUUUCGAGAAGCGCAAACUCGAGCGCGUUGUCAUUCAACGUGGCGGAUUUAAAGAGCGAACGACCCCAGCUGAGAGUGCUAAGCUGACAAAUACGGAAUUGGAGGAUUUGCUACGAGACGACGUGGAGAUCCGUCAGGGCGUCGAGAGCGGAGGUAUCACCGACGACGAGCUGAAUCAAAUUCUGGAUCGUGAAUUAGUAGUCAAGAGCUUUGUGAAAACCUCCAAGGAGGAAAACGCAAAGGCAUCAGGUGUGAUCCCACUCAAGGGCGAUGGCUACGAAGUGGUCGACAAUGCCCCCGCAUCCAUGGAGAGCUUUGCAUAG
This is a messenger RNA of Phytophthora infestans T30-4, 2283 nucleotides long. RefSeq lists its product as uncharacterized. Bases 49 to 2283 code for a protein of 744 amino acids. The record is from RefSeq and is a predicted model, not a curated record. NCBI's taxonomy places the organism in Eukaryota, Oomycota, Peronosporomycetes, Peronosporales, Peronosporaceae. Gene Ontology annotation, cellular component: nucleus. The transcript has a single exon. Gene Ontology annotation, molecular function: DNA binding; ATP-dependent chromatin remodeler activity; ATP binding.